GUGGAAAAUCGUAAGUAUCUAAUUUAUAAAUUUUAUUUAGUAUACAUGUUUCCAUGUUUCCAUGUUUAUAAUUAACACUUAUUCAAAUUGUUGUUUAGUUUCUCUCCGAGUAGGCCAGCUGCACAGUGUGUAAAACAUGUGAUUCAACAAAUGUAUAAAAAAGCUUGGAAGUCAUUCAAAGAACUUUCCAAGGAUGAGAAAGAUGAAUGGUUUGAUAAAUUUAAGGAAAAGUGUACGUGGAAUGUAAUGGAUGAAUAUAUGAUUAGAAAAAAUUAUCGGGGAAGAACAUCUGUCCGACUUUCUGACAUGCUUAGGCGUGUCAGACUUGAUUGGGAAGAACGAAAUAUUCGUCCCAACUGGAUAGGCAAGGAAGUAUUUGACGAACUUCUUGCCUAUUGGGCUACCGAUAAUUUUAAAGCUAAAUCUCAAAAAGCAAAAGACAUGAGAGCAUCCGAAAGGGGGGGUUGCCUUAAUGCUACAGGAAGUAUAAGCAUUGGAGAACAUGCAAAACGGAUGACUAAGGCACAAGGAAGACCCCCCCGACUUAAUGAGUUGUUUGUGAAGACCCGUACAAAAAAAUCGGGGGAUUUGGUUGAUGAUCGGUCGAGAAGAACUAUAGAGGAGUAUCAAAGAUUGCUCACACAAUUUCUAGUUGAAAAUCCUCAAUAUACACCUGUUGGUUCUAAUCCGCUUGAUCCACGCGUGGAUAUGUAUAUUUGGAGCUUAGUCACUGGAGGGAAGGGACGUAAUGGGUGUUUUUUUGGUGUUGGUCCUUUGGCUGGCAACUACAGAACCGGAGAUAGAACUUUAUUUGAUAGAGUUGCAAGUGGGGAAGGAACGUCCCGUCCAACACAAUUGACACCUGAAAUGAUGGAAACAGUGAGGCAACUGGCUCUAACAGAGGCUAGACGAGAGACGGCGGAGCGUGAGGCGGCGUUAAAGGCCGAAUUAGAGGAAAUGAAAAAAAGACAACACGAUAUGGAGGAGCAAAUGAGACAAUUUAUGCAGUCCAUGAGUAGAAAUCAAAAUCAAAGAACAACUGAAGACGAUGAAGAUGACGACGAAUUUGAUGUCUCAAAGUUUGUACUCAAUGUGUUAUGUGAGAUUGAUUCUGAGGAAGAAUCUGAUUCCGAUUCAGAUUCUGAUGGUGAUUCAGAUUCUGGUGAUCCGAAUUCUGAUGGUGAUUCAGAUUCUGGUGGUAGUCCAGAUUCUGGGAAUAUUCCAGAUUCUGAAGGUGGUCGUGCUUAUGAAGUCGGUACUUCUGGAGUUCCAACAUCUGAUAUUGUUCCAGAAUCAGAAGAUUUUGAACAAGUUCAGAGGCCACAAAGAAUCAGAAAUAUUACGAGAAGAUUUGCAGAGUUUGACAUGCUGCAACAUACUGAAGUAGAUUCUGAAGGGGAAUUUAUUCAGUGUUCCAUGUUUGUAUUCUUUGAACCCGUGAGUACGGAAGAAGCUCUCAAGCAUAAAGUCUAG
Messenger RNA from Lathyrus oleraceus (garden pea), 1473 nucleotides. RefSeq lists its product as uncharacterized. Bases 151 to 1473 code for a protein of 440 amino acids. The record is from RefSeq and is a predicted model, not a curated record. The transcript has 5 exons. NCBI's taxonomy places the organism in Eukaryota, Viridiplantae, Streptophyta, Magnoliopsida, Fabales, Fabaceae.